AUGAAGUGUUUCGCUUUAAUCGCUGCUCUCUGCUUCCUUGGCGUUUGCGCCGGAGAAUCACUCUCACUUGACUUCCUUACACAAAAUUUGCUCAACCCUAUGCUUGAUCAAAUCCAAACCAACGCUUUGAGCAUGCUCACUCAACAACUUUCGCAACUUAUUGGUGGACUCUUCGGCAAACGUGGUGUCAGUGAUGUUUUAAACAUUAACCUUCAACAAGUCUUGGCUCCAUUCAUUGCUCAAGUCAAACAAAUCUACCAACAAGUCUUCUCUUCAUUUCUUCAAAUCGUUCAAAAUAUUGAUGCCUGGAUCAGCAAACCAGAUUGGGCUCGUAUUGAAUUCACCCGUGUUGGUGCUGAUGCUGAAGCUCUUGUCUCCCACUUAAAUAUUGGCGUUGAAUUUUUACAACCACUCGUCAACCUCGUUCAACAACACUUAGGAGCCCUCAUCGACAACUUCCAAGGUAUUAUCAGCCAAGCCUUAAACGCCGUUAAACCAAACCAACUCAUCGGUUCUGGUAGCCUCUUACAACCAUAA
Adineta ricciae is the source of this 537-nucleotide messenger RNA. NCBI's taxonomy places the organism in Eukaryota, Metazoa, Rotifera, Eurotatoria, Adinetida, Adinetidae. The record is from the annotation of a GenBank genome assembly.